AUGUGGAAGCGCGCCAUCUCCCUCCUCCUCCGCCACCAUCGCUCCGCCCUGGGACCCCGCUCCCCGGCAGCCUCCGCUGCUGCCGCAGCAGGCCUCCGCCGCACGCUGGCGCCGGCGCCGGCGCCCCUCUUCUUCUCCACUCUCGAUGUGGCGGGGACGAGGACGAGGGUGGAGGACGUGAUGCCGAUCGCCACGGGGCUCGAGCGAGAGGAGAUCGAGGCCGAGCUCCAGGGGAAAAAGAGGUUUGACAUGGACGCGCCUGUCGGUCCCUUUGGCACCAAGGAAACUCCUGCUGUGAUUCAGUCAUACUACAACAAAAGGAUUGUUGGUUGCCCUGGUGGCAAAGGAGAAGAUGAACAUGAUGUGGUGUGGUUUUGGUUGGAGAAAGGCAAGCCACAUGAAUGCCCCGUCUGUACUCAAUAUUUCUCGCUUGAUGUGAUUGGGGAAGGAGGAUCUCCUGAUGGACACGAUGACGACGAUGACCACCACCACCAUCAUUAA
Miscanthus lutarioriparius is the source of this 501-nucleotide messenger RNA. The record is from the annotation of a GenBank genome assembly. Lineage: Eukaryota; Viridiplantae; Streptophyta; Magnoliopsida; Poales; Poaceae.